Zeugodacus cucurbitae (melon fly) is the source of this 938-nucleotide messenger RNA. RefSeq names its product RWD domain-containing protein 4. Lineage: Eukaryota; Metazoa; Arthropoda; Insecta; Diptera; Tephritidae. The transcript is spliced from 3 exons. Gene Ontology annotation, molecular function: protein binding. Bases 103 to 762 code for a protein of 219 amino acids. The record is from RefSeq and is a predicted model, not a curated record.
UUUGGUUAUCUUCAUGUUUUAACAUUUUUAGAAAUUGUUUGGAACACUUUAAAUGUUUAUAAAGGAAACAAUUUAAAAAGUAAAAUUUAGGUUAAGAUUAUUAUGGCGGAACUUGAAGAACAACUAGCGGAUGAGCGAGAAGCGUUACUAUCAAUUUAUGAGGGUGAUACAAACUUUAAGCAAAUUGACGCGAACACUUUUCAAUACAAGUAUGGCGAAGAUGACCAUUAUAAAUCGUUUUUGGUAGAAAUUCAGUGGACAGAUACCUACCCAAAUGAAAUUCCGAAAAUAAAUAUGGAUACUUUCUACAACCGCAAUUUAAUUCUUGAUGUCAAAACAAAAAUAAAAGGAGUAAUAGAGGAAGAGGCAGAACAGUGGUUAGGAUGUGGAAUGACCUAUACACUAUUUGAAUGUCUCAAGGAUCGACAAGAUGAACUUACUAGCGGUCAACCUGAACAUGCGCCAACACCAUCAAUUGAUUUAGAUACUUUUGGAGUAAAUGCAAUAAAAAUCUCAGAUAGUGGAGACACCAACAAAAAGAAGGAAACAAAAAAAGAACAAUUAACGAAGGCUCAAAAACGUCGUCAAUGGGAACGCACAGAUCACAAGGGCGACAAACCACGGGGCUGGGAUUGGGUAGAUCUUGUUAAACACCUUUCACAAACUGGGAAUAAAGAUAAUGGCAACGAUGUGAGCACCGCAAACAUUUCUAACCCAAGUAUAAAUGCGGAGGGUGUUCUGUUACAACCGCUAAACAUUUAGCAUUGUGCAAAUGUUGGAAGUUAUAAAUUUUACAUACUAAAUACUAAAUGCAAAAAAUAUUUGAAUAUUUUGAAGCUGAUAUUUUAAAACCCUCUCUAGCCUAAAUCCAAUAUUGCAAUUUUACCACACAGGAACUUCUGAAAAUAAAUCUUAAAAUCGUAAGAAGUCAUAUACAA